Wallemia ichthyophaga EXF-994 is the source of this 1269-nucleotide messenger RNA. RefSeq lists its product as uncharacterized. The transcript has a single exon. The record is from RefSeq and is a predicted model, not a curated record. The coding region runs from base 1 to 1269 and encodes 422 amino acids. NCBI's taxonomy places the organism in Eukaryota, Fungi, Basidiomycota, Wallemiomycetes, Wallemiales, Wallemiaceae.
AUGGAGAUUGGCAGAGCUAAACCACUUUAUAGAUCAAGAAGUGUGCGCAAGCCUCAAUCAUCCUCAGCACUCCAAACAACAACGCUUGAAGACGUCGCUUUGGCUAUGAAUGUCACCAUACCAGAGAAAUCAACUUCAACGAGGAACUACGACAAUUUAGAUGAAAUGGCACCAGAAAUAGUAAAAGAGCAAUUCAUUCAAGUUGAUAACCAGAAAUCUCAUUUCGAAUCUGAGCUUAGCCUGUCUACAGCCAUAGCUUAUCAAUUGUUUCAGCAGAAUGACAAGUUAAAACAGGAUCAAUCCAAACUGUUAGAUCAGAUUGAUGAUUUCAAUAAACUGAUUAGCUACCACUUGAAUUUAAACAACGACGACUUUGUCGUUCAAAAGCGUCAUUUAUCCGUUGCACUUGAGAGUCAAGUUGAAAAAUCUCAGUCGGUUGCUUGGAUUGAAUCUCAAGCGAAUGAGCUGAAAAUUGAGUUAAGCACUCUACAGAAGCAAAUUACUCAUCAAAACCUCAAAGCAAAAAGAGAAUUACGCGAUCUAAAGAAUGAACGUGAUCUGUUAAAAACGUCUUUGAUUUCCGCUGAAACGAGAUUCCAACAGCUCGAAAUACAGUUGUCACUUGCGUGUAAAAGAAAGCCUUUAUCCAAUCUACGCCAAGAAUGGAGAUCGUCAAACGAUCAAGAAAGCCUCUGUAAUUCGCCCGUCCAAUUCCCUCAAGUUAUUAAUGAUAGUCCAUUAGCACAUCGCAGAACAUACAACUCUACUCACUCUUCUUAUUCUUAUUCUUCCCGCGCUUCUUCACCGCAACAUGAACCAUUGGUCUUACAACUCACUAAUACACCAAAACUAUCUUCUCCUAGCGCGAGCGCAAGCGAAACAUUCAUUCAAAAGAGGCCUUCCAGGUCUCCAUCUCGAACUAUAAAGCACGCAAGAUCAUUCUCCGAUAGUGCUUUCAUGAUGGGUGGAUCAACUCAACAGAAGAAAUUAACACUCGAAAGAGAACUCGCAAUGGCGAAAAGUCUCAAUGAGCGUACAAAGAUUGUGUUUCAGUCCGUCGAAAGCUUUACCACCUAUGUCUUUAAGAUACCAAGUUGUUUAUCGAUAACGCAAGCCAUCAUAUCAAUUAAUAUAACUGUCACUUUCGCAAUUUUGAGUACAACGCUCAGAGCUAUGGCUAAGCUUUUGUUGUAUAUGUACCUGGCGCUUGUAUUACUACUCUUCUUACUGAGAUCUCAAAUGAAAGCGAUGAGAUCAUUGAGUGAGUAG